AUGCCGGCGCCCACGAGGCUCGCAGCCUGCAAGACUUGCCUCCGGCCAUCUCUGCUGGCGAGCUCGAGCCGAGGCUUCGGCACGACAACUUGUCGAUUGGGCAAAGAUGAACCAUGGCCGCAGAUGACGCCUCUCGGUUCCUAUUACGAGACCAUCCUGCGAAAUCCCAUCUCCUACGCAUCUCACACGGCUGGCAGCAAAGCUGGCACUAGUGCCGGGGCCAGCAAGCCGAGUCACAAGCGCACGGUAUACGGUUCCGGUUCCCCAUCCAACCCGUCGUCCGCACCGUCGGUCUCGUUCAAGUCAGCGGAGACAGCAGAGGAGAAGGAGAAAAAAAUGAGCAUCGUUUUUGGUUCGCGACUCCUCGGACCGGCCGAGCAAGCCGACCGGCUUGCGAAGAAGAAGGCCCAAUCGACCGUCAUCGCAGGUGUUCUCGUGCCGCCGCGGCCGGAGGAGCCGGACAACUGCUGCAUGAGCGGCUGCGUCAACUGCGUCUGGGACCGCUAUCGAGACGAUAUUGAGGAGUGGUCGGCGCAAAAGAACGAGGCGCAAGCUCGUCUGCAGCGGGGCUUAGGCGCCGCCGACUCGGAUCCUGCCUUCAUUCGCGCCGGCGCAGAGGGUGAUGCACAGCGGAGUGCCAGCAUCGGGCCGGCCAAGAUCUCAAAGAACAUGUGGGACGAAGAUAUCCUCCAGAACGUGCCGGUGGGCAUCCGCGAAUUUAUGAAGCAGGAGAAACGACUGAAGGAGAAGCACCUAAGGGAAGGGACAGGGGGAGGCUGA
Molecule: messenger RNA, 780 nt
Organism: Drechmeria coniospora
Lineage: Eukaryota; Fungi; Ascomycota; Sordariomycetes; Hypocreales; Ophiocordycipitaceae
Exons: 1
Coding region: 1-780 (259 amino acids)
Cellular component (GO): mitochondrion
Source: RefSeq, a predicted model, not a curated record